AUUAAACAAUAUAACAAACCGAAAUACCACAUUUUCAAACAGUUUUAGUUUAUAAUUACAACAUCCUUACAAUGAAAAUUAGAACUAACAUGUACUUAAUUACGGCGAUACUGCUGAUAUCAAACUUACUGACACUAUGCAAAGGCGACAGUGACAUUGAUCAUGAACCAUUCUCUGAUCACUUAGAUGAUCAUUUAGACCACUUAGACGAUUUACAUGAUAUAAUUGGUCCUAUAUCAAAUAAUAACAAUAUUAUUCAUAGAGUUGAAUUAGUUCAACAUAAUGGAGAUACAAUAACUAAAUACGCAAAAACAUCCCAUACAAAUCAAGAGGCAAGUAACGAAAUAUUUUCCAACUCAAUUCCUACUAUUCAAAAUUCUAAUGUACCAGCUACUUUUACGAAAGUAAUAAAAAAAACAAUAAUAAAACAAUCUGAUAAUGAUGGAAAUAAUUCCCCAGAAACCGAUUUAUCAAUGAAUGAUAUGUACAGUAAAAGUAAAUUGAAAGGAAACGGAAUUGGUAAUUCAAUGUCGAAGUCUCAAACUUUAUCACAAAUGGAUCACGCGGAAAACAUUAGUUUUCCACCUAUGCCUUUACAACAAACUUCUAAUCUACAAGGUAAUAGAAACAACAUAAUGCAUACUACAGUAGUGAAAACAACUACAAGUGGAAGUCCAGCAAAUGAAUUAAACGAAUCAUUUAGUACAAAAAAUAGCUUAGACGGAAUACCUCCAAAUCAUAUUAUAUCUACAAUGAGUUCAAUUAACUCAAAUUUCAAUGACGGAACUGAAGGUUCAGGUUCCUUGCAAUCAAAUUCAAUGGAAGGAAAUAGUAAAAUAAAAACAGUUUCAAUGACAGAAGAUAAUAUCGAUGGAAAUGGUAUUAAUAAAUCUAAAAGAAUGUCUUCUAAGCCACUAGGUUCUUACAGACGCACGAAAACUACAAUAAUAAAACAACAUAGUAUAGAUGACGACAAUGAUAGUAAUGAUUUAAAUAAAUCUUCUAUACAAUUUAAUACAGAAAAUGCAUCUUCAAAUAAUAUUGUAUCGUCAAUGACAAACCCUUUAGGGUAUAAUACAGUAACUACUACAAAUAUUGACAGAGAUAAUUCUAAUAAUAAUGCAUAUAAUCAAAGAAUCCCAUCUAGGAUAGAACAAACUCGUUUUAACAAAUUUAAUGCCCUUGGAAAUUCAGUAUCUGAAAAUGAAGUUACCCAAAAUCCAAACUCGUUUGUACAAACCAAAACAACAAUAAUAAAAAAUGAAAGGGCAGCUGAUGAAAUUAAUCUUGGGGAUUUAAAUGAUGCCAAGAUAGAUUUUAAUAUUAACGAUGAAAUUUCUAAUUCAAAGAACGACAUAAAUUCAAAUGCUAUGAUAUCUUCGAAUUACAAUGGUAAUGAUAAUGACAAUGGUCUUAGUUAUAGUUAUGGUUAUAAGAAUGGUUAUGAUACUAACUUAAAUAAUAAUUAUAAUGCUAACUAUUAUGGUAUUUCAGAAAAUAAGUAUAAUGGUAAUAUAAUUUCUUCCGAUAACUUGAAUAAUAAAUAUGUUCUUAUACCCCAGUCUGGUAAUGUCAAGAUCACAAGAAAGAAAGGAAAAAAAAAUGGUAGAACCAAAAACUUUAAAGGUGGUAGGUCAAAAAAAAUGUCAUAUGGAAAUAGAAAAGUAAAUAAUGGACAAAGAAAAGUUAAAAAUAGUCGUAAUUAUAAAAAGACAAGAUCAUCAAAAGCAAGAAAUGGAGGAAGUUCUCGAUAUUAUUCAUCAAAUAGUUAUGUAAAAGGAAAAAGCGAUUCUUUUUCAUCUUCAGAUAGUGAAUCAGAUGAAGAAUCUAUGAAGAAAAAAAUGUCGUGCCAUUGUUCAAAAGAGCGAAGGUUAAAUAAAAGAGAUAGUAGUGAAAGUAACCGAAGUAGUUAUUCAAAAGAAAAUUUUAGUGCAGGGAGUCAUAGUUUAAGUAAUUCUAUGGAUAAACAACCAAUGAAAAAUAAUGAUGACUUCGUUAACGGAUUAUCAUCAUCACCACCACCGUUCAUGGGGCGUGAACCGCCACCAAAUUUAAUUUUUGAUAUGAUGUCAGAUCAGCGAAUAGACAAAUUAUCUAAUGACAAUCAAUCAGACGAAACAACAGCUUUGAACAGACAAGGAGAAACUAGAAGUCAACAGAUUGAUGAUCAUCACUUAUCCAAUGUUGAUAAAUUAAAUCAAUAUUUAGAAUACCAAAUACCAAAUGAACAGUAUUUCGGACCACCUGAUUUAGGUCCUGGUCCCGGUCCCGGUAGAGCUCCCGGUCCCGGUAGAGCUCCUGGUCCCGGUAGAGGUCCCGGUCCCGGCAGAGGCCCCGGUCCUGGUAGAGGUCCCGAUCCCCGUAGAGGUCCCGGAAAAUGUCCAUUUAAACAAGCUAAUUCAUUUGAAUCUAGACAAUUUUAUAACGGGGGCUAUCAAAAACACUUUGAUCAAAAUCAACAAUCAUCAUCUCCUCCAUUACAAUCCCCAUAUCCAUAUUCAUUUAAUAAAGAUAGUUAUGCUGAUUUUUCUAAGAUAGACUCAACUAGUCCUGAAUUUAUGGAUAGUCAGUCCGGGCAAGCGAACCAGAUAAACAUAAACACAAUUUCACCUCAAAUACAACAAGACAGUGAUAAUGAAACUUCUGAGUUUAAUCAAAUGAGUGCAGUUAAUUCAAGAUCCAAGACUAUGCAUACUAGCAGCAAUAUAAUAAAAAACACAAAUAGCGGUCCAAUUAUAGAGUAUAAGAAAAUAAUCAAAACAACAAAAAAUAUAGAUGAUAAUAGUAUUCCAGAUAGAUAUAAUAUUGUUCAAUUUUUAUCAGUCCCACCUGAAAUUGACGAUAUCUAUAAUAUAUAA
Melanaphis sacchari is the source of this 2858-nucleotide messenger RNA. RefSeq lists its product as uncharacterized. The transcript is spliced from 2 exons. NCBI's taxonomy places the organism in Eukaryota, Metazoa, Arthropoda, Insecta, Hemiptera, Aphididae. The record is from RefSeq and is a predicted model, not a curated record. The coding region runs from base 72 to 2858 and encodes 928 amino acids.